Lacerta agilis (Sand lizard) is the source of this 4959-nucleotide messenger RNA. It is a transcript of the gene FGFR2, whose product is annotated as fibroblast growth factor receptor 2. NCBI's taxonomy places the organism in Eukaryota, Metazoa, Chordata, Lepidosauria, Squamata, Lacertidae. Gene Ontology annotation, biological process: multicellular organism development; protein phosphorylation; positive regulation of kinase activity. The record is from RefSeq and is a predicted model, not a curated record. Gene Ontology annotation, molecular function: fibroblast growth factor receptor activity; ATP binding; fibroblast growth factor binding. Gene Ontology annotation, cellular component: signaling receptor complex; membrane.
AGAAAGAGAGAGAGAGAGGGAGAGGGGGAGAGAGAAAGGGCUUGUAGACCUGAUAAAGUUUUCGAGUUUGCUUGCAACAGGGAUUCUGAAUGGACUGGAUCUGGACUUAAAGGCAGCUGUGCUUUUUCCUUUUUCUGAGCAACGACAACUUUUGGGAAAGUUCCCCCUAAACCUGGAUCUUUAGAGAAGUGGAGAAGAGCAAAAGAAAAAGAAAAAGCGCGACACACUGCUUGCCUCCCUUUUCUCAACCCUUUUAGUUUUUCCUUCUCUAAAUAAAAAGAGCAAACGCAGCCCCGUUCUGCUGCUCCGUCCAGCUUUUUCAUUUUUUUUUUGGAGAGGUUUGGGGGCGCCGGAAUCGCCAGCGGUGAUGGGGGCGACGGUGGCCCAGUCUCCCCGCGCGGGUCCGGGGCUUCGUAGUGACGGGUUGGAGCGGCUGCGCGCGGAGUAAAGGCGGAGAGGCGAGAUCGUGGGGCUUUUUUUCUUCUCCUUUUCUUUACGGAGAGGUGCUCCUCUCCUUCUCCUCCUCUCCCGGCUGCGGGGAAAAAGAAGGCUUUCGGCGCCGCCGGGCUUCAUCCCGCACACACGCCUGCUGCAAAGGAAGAGCGGAUCGCUUACGCGGAGCCUUUUCAUACCAGGAGAAUCAGCAGCAAUCGGGAGUAAGAAGGUACUUAUUAUCAAGGCUUAAGGUGCUCCUUUCAGCCCAUGCUUGCGUAGAGGAGCUCAGAUGGGAGUAAAGUCCACAUGGAGGUAUGGAAGAGGAUCAGGGACUGGCAUUGAGAAGAUGGUCAGUUGGAAUUCAUGUUGCCUUAUCUGCCUGGUGGUGAUCACCACGGCUGGAUUUUCAUUGGCUCGGCCAUCAUACAAUUUAGUUGGUGAAGACACCACUUUGGAACCUGAAGAGCCACCAACCAAAUAUCAAAUCUCUCAGCCUGAUGUAUACUCUAUACUUCCGGGAGACUCUUUGAUGUUGCACUGUCAACUGAAAGAUGCAAUCAAGAUCACUUGGACUAAAGAUGGGGUCCAUUUGGUGCCCAGCAAUCGAACAAUCAUGACUGGGGAAUACUUGCGGAUUAAAGAUAGUUCGCCCAAAGAUUCAGGCCUUUAUGCUUGCACUGCGGUUAGGGCUGUAGACAGUGAUACCCUCUACUUCAUUAUAAAUAUUACAGAUGUUCUUUCAUCUGGAGAUGAUGAAGAUGACAACGAUGGCUCUGAGGAUUUUGUGAAUGACAACAACCAAAUCAAAGGACCUAAAUGGACACAAACUGAUAAAAUGGAGAAGCGGUUACAUGCAGUUCCAGCAGCUAACACUGUCAAGUUCCGUUGUCCAGCUACAGGAAACCCCCUACCAACCAUGAGGUGGCUAAAAAAUGGCAAAGAAUUUAAGCAAGAGCAUCGCAUUGGUGGAUACAAGGUCCGAAAUCAGCAUUGGAGUCUUAUAAUGGAGAGCGUAGUCCCAUCGGACAAAGGAAAUUAUACCUGUAUUGUGGAGAAUAUUCAUGGAUCCAUCAACCACACGUACCACCUUGAUGUUGUUGAGCGAUCUCCUCACAGGCCUAUCCUACAAGCUGGCCUACCAGCAAAUACUUCCGCAGUUGUUGGGGGUGAUGCAGAGUUUGUCUGCAAAGUCUACAGUGAUGCUCAGCCUCAUAUCCAGUGGAUAAAACACACAGAAAAGAAUGGAAGUAAAUAUGGGCCAGAUGGAUUGCCGUACCUGAAGGUUUUAAAGGCUGCCGGUGUUAACACCACGGACAAAGAGAUUGAGGUUCUCUAUUUACGGAAUGUAACUUUUGAGGAUGCUGGGGAGUAUACAUGCUUGGCGGGUAAUUCUAUUGGGAUAUCCUUUCACUCUGCAUGGUUGACAGUUCUGCCAGGCCCUGUAGAAGACAAACCGUUCCCAACAUCACCAGACUACCUGGAGAUAGCCAUUUACUGUGUAGGGGUCUUCCUGAUUGUCUGCAUGGUGGUGACAGUCAUUCUGUGCCACAUGAGAUCUUCCACCAAGAAGCCGGACUUCAGUAGCCAGCCUGCCGUGCACAAGCUGACUAAGCGCAUUCCUCUGCGCAGACAGGUGUCUGCAGACUCUAGCUCCUCUAUGAACUCCAACACACCUUUGGUGAGAAUAACCACUCGUCUCUCCUCCAAUGCUGAUGCUCCAAUGUUGGCAGGAGUCUCAGAGUAUGAACUACCAGAAGAUCCAAAAUGGGAGUUCCCAAGAGAUAAGUUGACGCUAGGGAAGCCCCUUGGGGAAGGAUGCUUUGGUCAAGUUGUUAUGGCGGAAGCGGUGGGAAUCGACAAAGACAGGCCGAAAGAAGCCGUUACUGUUGCAGUGAAAAUGCUGAAAGAUGACGCUACAGAAAAAGACCUGUCUGACCUAGUGUCCGAGAUGGAGAUGAUGAAAAUGAUUGGAAAGCACAAAAAUAUCAUCAAUCUUCUUGGGGCCUGCACUCAGGAUGGACCACUCUACGUGCUGGUUGAAUAUGCUUCGAAAGGGAAUUUGCGGGAAUACCUGCGAGCACGGCGGCCACCAGGGAUGGAAUAUUCAUUUGAUAUUAACCGGGUUCCUGAAGAGCAGAUGACAUUCAAAGAUUUAGUCUCAUGUACAUACCAGUUGGCAAGAGGCAUGGAAUACUUAGCAUCACAAAAAUGCAUCCAUCGAGAUUUAGCAGCAAGGAAUGUUUUGGUAACUGAAAAUAACGUCAUGAAAAUAGCUGACUUCGGGUUGGCCAGAGACAUCAACAAUAUAGAUUAUUAUAAAAAGACUACUAAUGGUCGGCUGCCUGUGAAGUGGAUGGCACCAGAAGCUCUAUUUGACAGGGUUUACACACAUCAAAGUGAUGUAUGGUCAUUUGGUGUGCUAAUGUGGGAGAUCUUCACUUUAGGAGGGUCACCAUAUCCAGGAAUUCCAGUGGAAGAGCUUCAAGUUGCUGAAAGAGGACACAGUAAUGGACAACCUGCCAAUUGCACCAGUGAACUCUACAUGAUGAUGAGAGAUUGCUGGCAUGCUGUGCCUUCCCAGAGACCUACUUUUAAGCAGCUUGUGGAGGACUUGGAUCGGAUCCUCACUCUCACAACUAACGAGGAGUACCUAGAUCUCAGUGGACCACUGGAACAGUAUUCACCUAGCUACCAAGACACAAGGAGUUCCUGUUCUUCAGGUGAUGACUCUGUUUUUUCUGCCGAUCCGAUGCCUUAUGAACCUUGCCUCCCUAAGUACCAGCACAUAAACGGCAGUGUCAAAACAUGAAAAGAACCCUUAUUUUAUUCCUCAAAGGAGUAAGAAAACAAGAAUGUCUACCUACCAUGUGAAAAAAGAGUCUUUCUUCAGACACACAGGAUUUUUGUUUGUACAUAUGAAUUGUAGGGACCAAAACAAAAGCAAAAAAAUUGGCAAAAGGUGUUACGAUCACACUGGGGGGGAACGUGUUGUACUUUGGAAUGCCAAACAAUUUUCAGAAGAAGAAUUUUAUGGGCCAUAUUUGGAUGCCAGUUGACAGGUCUGGAUGCUGCAACACACUUUCUACAUUCAGUGGACCAGUUGGACUUGAGGCAAAUGCUGGGUUAGCCUUCCUUGUUUAUUUUGUAAUAUUUGGAGAAAAUAUAUGUUGACACACACUUACAGAGCACAAAUGCAGUAUAUAGGUGCUGGAUGUAUGUAAAUAUAAUCAAAUAUGUAUAAAUAUAUAUUAUAUAUAUUUACAAUGAAUUAUUUUUUGUAUUGAUUUGAAAUGGAUGUCUCACUUCACCAAGCAAAAUUAGCCUUUUUUUUUAAAAAAAAAGAAACAGCUACCUGUAAUUGCUGUUCAUACAUAAAACUUUUCUUUUUAAAAUAUCACCACCUAAAGGUGAAAAAUACUUUGCUUUCAGGGAAAAUUGUUAUCUCAUUAAUUUAUUAAUUAAUUGGUAAUGUACAAAACAAUUAAUCUUUAUAGGGUUGUGUUAUUUUGUAAUUUAAAUGGCAUUUCUAUGCAGACAGCACAGAGAACUAGUAGAUAUAUUGCUCAAACUUUACUAGUUGUCAGAUCUUUUUUUAAAAAAAGAGAGAAAUAUUUACGGUAUAUAACUAAUUUUGGGAAUUAAGGUUUUAAUUAAUUUGGGUUGUUGUUUUUUUUUUAACAGUGACAUGCUAUACAUGUCUACCCUUUGAGUUCAGCAGGUAUAGGAUUGCAGCCUAAAAUUACAUGAGAGGUUUUUUUCUGUAACAAACCAAACUCUCAGAAACUUAAAAAGUGUCCUUUAAUGAGAAAGUAUUUUGCUCCUUGUAUUGCCAGGUGUGUAGCUGUUUUGGUUGUCACACUUUACAACUCCUCAAGUGUAAAAAAGUUAGAUGGCCAUCCCUGUUCAUUUUAAUUAAAUUGUUCAGUAGAACGACCCAAAAUUCUGAGACUUGUUUCGUAGUCUACUGAAAUAAGGACAUAUUCUAGCUUGUCUAAACUCCUACAAGUUUUAAACACCCUAAAUCUCAAUUCUUAGCUUUCUGAACAUGCUUCAGAUUAGCAGCUAUGUUUGCUGAACGUCCAAUAAUGCUUUUGGAUAUUUUGAUCAAACACACACUUUUGAGGCUCCUCUUGUACUAUGAGAGAGCCCAUGUUGCCAUCAUGGCAAUUACAGAAAUUCGUGUUGGAAUCUGACCAUGUUUCUGAGGGUUGUUUUAUUCUUGCUCCAUUACAGCUUUCCAAACCAUCCUGCUGUACCAGGUGUCAGCCCUGGUGCCUGGCCAAAAAUAUUACUGCAUUUCUAUAACUUGUCUUUCAGAAUUCAAAGCAUUAUGUUCUCACAUUCAAAUCACCUUUCCCGCUGGUGUAGCCAUGCAAUAUGAAUGCAAUCCAUACUGACUUUACAUGUUUUUAAAAAAUGGGGGGGAGGGGUAAAAGUAUUAAAAUCUGUUAAUUUUUGUACUGACAAUAAAAUCUUUCUACGGAUAUUAAUGUUAACAUUACAAAAUAAAUGUCAUGCAUCUUA